Megalopta genalis is the source of this 1694-nucleotide messenger RNA. RefSeq names its product armadillo repeat-containing protein 6 homolog. Gene Ontology annotation, molecular function: protein binding. Gene Ontology annotation, biological process: hematopoietic progenitor cell differentiation. The record is from RefSeq and is a predicted model, not a curated record. NCBI's taxonomy places the organism in Eukaryota, Metazoa, Arthropoda, Insecta, Hymenoptera, Halictidae.
CAUCGAGAUGGAAAACUUACGCGUACAGUUUUGUGAAUGGAUAUGAUUGGGGCCCCUAUAUUUGUCCCCAGUAGGAUUCUGAAAGUGUUCGGUAGGUGUCUCAUAAUACACGAUCGGGUUGACAUUUGUCUUUUUGUUCUCACGUGGACGAGGCGUAUCGUGAUCUUGCGGGACAGCAUUCAUUUCCUAAUAUAGAGAUUCAGGACACGGUGAACAAAGAAACAACGUUAUCAUGGUUCUCGUAAUCAGCCAGGAAACCUACGAUGAAGUCGUUAACGAGAAUAUCGAACAGUUUUCCAUGUCGCCCAAAGAAGCUAUCGAGGAUGCAGUAAAACAAUUCGAGGCCCAGGGUGUAGACUUGAGCAACAUCAUUAAAGAUUUAAUCAUCAGCAACGACGAUGAGUUAAUAUCAGGCUAUUUAAACCAUCUGAACAUUGCCAUAGCGGAUAAAAGAUAUGAAAAUGUUCAUCAAAACUUAGAGAAAUUAAGAAAAGAAUUAGAUAAAGAUAUUGCCCGCAGGGUGUGUGCAGGCAAAAAGGGAGCUUACAAAACGUUAAUAAAGCUGAUGAAAUGUUGUCACCAUAAUAAUGUAAUAAUGAGGUCUGCAUUGAAAACGAUUACCUCAUUAAUGACUGGCAAUCCAGACCUGCUGGAUGCUGAGGGAAUAGCUCUGCAGAUACACAUUUUAGAUAGAAAUACAGACAUUCCGACAUUACAAUGCCUUUUGCGCUGGAUAAGAGAGUGUUGCAUAAAGCACGAAUUAAAUAGACAAAAUAUAUUUAAUGCUGAUAUCUUUGCUAAGCUCAAAAAGAUAUUGAUGAGAGAGGAUGCCAGUGGAUCCGAGUUAAGGGAUGCCUGUAGCGUGAUCAGAGCUUUGGUAUUGGACGACGAUAUUAGGCAUGAAUUUGGGAAAGCCCACGAACAUGCGACAGUGAUCGCGAAAGGAGCUCUAAAUGUUCUAACCGGGUUAAUGUCAAAAUACAGGAAGGAUAAAGAGGUAGUGGGGGAUGUGAUGAUAACUCUAGCUGCCCUAAUCGUGAGGAACGAGUUCUGCCAGGAGGUAGAGGAUGCAGGUGGGCUGAAGUUUGUGAUAGACGUGAUGAUCGACUAUCCAGACUCGGAGAAGUUAAACUGGCAGGCCUUGAAGCUGCUGAAGGCCCUGGCUGGCAACGACGAAGUGAAAUUUCACGUGAUCAGCUCAGGCUGUGGGCCGCUGAUAGUCUCUGCCAUCAGCAGAAUGAAAGGUUCUGAGUGUGUGGUUCAAGCUGGCCUUGCAUGCAUUUCCGCAUUAACGCUGAGGUGUCCCCUAAACGCCGGUGUGUUUUACGAUUGCGGAGCUCCGCUUGUAAUCAUCGACUCGAUGAAAGCUUAUUCGAAGAGCGUGAGCGUGUUGAAGCAAGCCUCUUGGGCGAUCCGAAACAUGUCUGUGCGCAAUAAGAACGAGUGUCAAGAGUUUAUUGCCUAUGGUAUAGAGGACGUCCUCACGGGGGCCCUGAAGCAGCACGGCGCCAAGGUCGAGAGCGACGUGAAAAUGGCUCUGAGGGACCUGGGACUCAAGGUAGAGCUCAAGGAGAGGUGGACCGGCAAAGGUGUCAACCUGGAGAACAAUUAAUUCAUGAGAACGCUCAAUGUACCAGACAUCUUUAUGUGCUUCACAUACAAACGACGAAUAAAUGUCCGAAAAUAAUGACUAA